AUGAGAGCAGGAGCGACAACAGCAGCAGCUCCUGCUACAGUUCAGGUUCACGCGCUUUCGGCGGGGUACUUCUCCCUUCCAGAAGAGCAGUUUGUACAUCCAUCGUCCCACGCGGCGCGCAGCACUGUGCCGUCGCUAUGCUUCCUGGUGCAGCACUUUAACCCCGUUACGGGCAACAAUACGCACAUUGUCUUCGACCUGGGCCUGAGGAGGGACAUCAGUCGCUACCCAGAACCCAUCCGCCGACAUGUCGCCACCCGACAGCCCAUGACGACCGAUCCGGACGUGGUCAAGAGUCUGAACCGGGGAGGUUUGACCCCGGACGAUAUUGACUACGUCAUCUACUCACAUGUCCACUGGGAUCACGUUGGCGAGCCGCGAGACUUUCCUCGCAGCACCUUCGUCGUCGGUUAUGGGGCUCUAGACUUGCUUGACGGGAAGACUUCUACCUUGCGAGGCGGCCACUCGUUCUUCGAAGCAGACCUCCUUGACCGCUCUCGGACCAUCGAGCUCCCCGACCCAAACACUAGGAGAUUGAAUGGCAGCGGUGGCAAUAGGCUUCCCACCCCUCCACCCUCUUCCUCCUCCUCUAUCGACUUCUCUAGACCGUGGGAACCCUUUGGCGACCUUCCUUCGGCGCUCGAUAUAUUUCAGGAUGGCAGCCUGUACAUAAUCGAUGCUCCAGGCCACCUCCCGGGCCAUAUCAACCUCCUCGCCCGCACCAGCGACGGCCGGGGAAGUAGUGGCUGGGUUUACCUGGCCGGCGACGCCUGCCACGACCGCCGCAUUAUCCGCAAGGAGAAGGAAAUAGGCGAGUGGCACGACGCCCACGGUCACAUGUGCUGCAUUCACGCCGACCGCGCCAAGGCGGAGGAAACCAUCGAGCAGAUCAGGGGCCUAGAGAGGAAGGGGGUGGAAGUGAUUUUCGCCCAUGAUGUCGAGUGGGAGAGCGAUGUGAAGAAUCGGAAUCGGUUCUUUGGGGCUUUGACAGAAGGCAAUUAG
Molecule: messenger RNA, 1002 nt
Organism: Phialemonium atrogriseum
Lineage: Eukaryota; Fungi; Ascomycota; Sordariomycetes; Cephalothecales; Cephalothecaceae
Product: metallo-hydrolase oxidoreductase
Exons: 2
Coding region: 1-1002 (333 amino acids)
Source: RefSeq, a predicted model, not a curated record